Penicillium subrubescens is the source of this 1563-nucleotide messenger RNA. Its product is annotated as sugar porter family MFS transporter. NCBI's taxonomy places the organism in Eukaryota, Fungi, Ascomycota, Eurotiomycetes, Eurotiales, Aspergillaceae. The transcript has 4 exons. The record is from RefSeq and is a predicted model, not a curated record. Bases 1 to 1563 code for a protein of 520 amino acids. Gene Ontology annotation, molecular function: carbohydrate:proton symporter activity. Gene Ontology annotation, biological process: transmembrane transport; carbohydrate transport. Gene Ontology annotation, cellular component: membrane.
AUGGGGCUCUUCAGUGUUCCUGAACUCAACACCCGUCUGGGUACUUGGCGGGCCUAUCAUUUGGCAGCCAUCGUUUUUAUCUCAUCUUUCCUCUCCGCUUACGACUCGGGAGUGGCUGGCGGAAUCCUGAGCUUCACGUCCUUUCAGAAAGAUUUUGGCUAUACCAGCAAGCACCAGUCCAAGGUUUCGUCGCUUACGGUGGGCUUGGAGCAGCUUGGGUCUUUCAUUGCAGCUCUCUUCGUUUAUCCGUUGACCAACAAAUAUGGGCGCAAAAUCGCCAUCAUUGGCUCGACUGCCCUCUUCGUUAUCGGCGUCGUGAUCCAGGUCAUCAACACUCACUCGCUGGCAGCUUGGUAUGUUGGUCGCGUGGUUGCUGGUCUAGGCAUGGGUGGACAGAGUGUCGUGAUUCCCAUGUACUCGGCAGAGAUGACGCCGAAGGAGAUUCGCGGUCGCUGUGGUUCGUUCUAUCAGUGGCUCUAUACAUGGGGAGUUUUCACCGCAUACUGGGUUGACUAUGGCGUUGCCAAGAGCACAUCGAUUGCAGGCACAUCGCGUGAAUGGCAGAUACCCGUCGGUCUUCAAUUGAUAUCUGGAGGUAUUCUCUUCAUUGGCACUUUCACCCUGCCAGAAUCUCUCCGCUGGCUCUUGUCGCAAAACCGUACAGACGACGCCUGGAAAUCUAUCGUUUGGAUCCGAGGUGGUGACACGCCAAAGACCCGUGAUGAGUUCGCAGAGACCCAGCUGGGACUUCAAGCUGAGCGUGCUGAGCGGGAGGGCUUCUCUCUUCGUGAACUUCUUGAACCUGCAAAUCGUCUCCGUUUCCUCGUUGGCCCUCUCCUGUUCAUAUUCCAGAAUGCAACUGGUAGCAGUGCUCUGGCUGUAUUCGCGCCGCAGUACUUCAAGUUGAUUGCAGGUAGCGGGACAGACCGGAACAUGCUUCUGACCGGUCUGUUCGGUGCUGUCAAGGUCAUCUCGUGCACGUUCUUCAUCAUCUUCCUGGCGGAACGGCUCAGUCGUCGUAUUACGUUAGUGAGUGGCUCGGCUUUGAUGGCUGCUUGCAUGUUGAUUACUGCCCUGAUUGUCGACUAUAUCCCAACCCAAUCCGCAACCAGCGUUACGGCAGCUGGAAGGGCGACUGUAGCGAUGAUUUACCUGGACAUUAUGAUCUACAACUGCUCUUGGGGCCCUCUGCCCUGGGCUUACGUCCCCGAGAUCUUCCCUACACGCAUUCGCGCCCUGGGUCUGGCAGUUAGCAUGUUGGCUCACUGGGCAUCGUCAUUCUGCUUCUCCUUCGCGAGUCCCUACAUGAUCGCAAAUGUUGGUGCAAACACCUUCCUCAUCUUCAUGGGCUUUGACAUUGUUGCUGCUAUCUUCUGCUGGUUCUUUGUCAAGGAGACUCGGGGAAAGAACCUUGAGGUUGCUGCCGGUACAGAAUGGGAGGCUGCUGAGCGUAGCUCCUCUGAUGAUGGUGAGAAGGGUGGCGUGCUGAACGCGGAGGGAAAGAAAGUGCAACUCGUCAGCGUGCAUGAGAAUUUCCAUGCCAACCUCAAACACCGGUCCUAA